AUGCGAUUCACUGAGCUUAUUGAAGAACGCCAGAAUGUUUCACAGGAGGGAGGGCAAAAUAAUUUAACUGGAGUAUCAGGUCAAGCUGGGAAUCGUGCUAGCACUUCUGUUAUCAUUGGGACAUCAGAGCUUGAACAAAUGUUGAACCAGAUGACCUUUACUAGUUCUGAAAUCCAACGCUUGACAGCAUUGUUGCAUUCAAGAGCUUGUGAUAAUGUUGUUGUCGAACGCGAUGUUCCAAUGACACCAAUGGCUUCACCACAACAGACAACAAGUAUAGAGAACCUUUCGGGUGAUCUUCUGUCAAAAAUAUUCAUCCUCUUAAUGGCGAAACAGCUUGCUCAAAUGAGGUGUGUCUCCAAAUCUUGGAAUGCCCUCUUAUCUGAAUCCUCCUUUAUAAAAUCCCACCUCCAUCAUUCCAUCAAUAACAACGAUCAAAUUCUCGUAGUCUUCUGCAACAAUCUGUCUAUAAACCACAAACUGUUCACCUCAUACCUCUAUCCGACUCAAUCCCCCCAUCGCGUACUCGCUAAUUUCAUCAAAAUCCCCCGGGUCAAGCCUGGGUAUACUUAUCGUAUGAUCAAAAUUAUCGGUUCUGUUCACGGCUUGAUAUGCUCUAGUUAUGGUGAUUCUGUCAUUCACAUUUGGAAUCCCUCUCUCCGUGCUGAGUCAACUCUCCCCCCAUAUUCUUUCCCCUAUUGCGGUUGUUAUGAACUCUCUUUCCGCUUUGGGUUUGAUCCCAAAACUCAGGAUUACAAAGUUGUUAAGAUUACAGGCCUUACUGGACCGGAGCAAACAUCAACAUCAGAAGAAGAAGAAGAAGAAGAAGACGAUGUUCCUAGUUUUCGGUGUCUCAUCAAAAAGUGGCUGCAGGUUGAGAUUUACAGCAUGAGAACGGGCUCAUGGAAGUUAAUCACUCAAAGGUUUCCAUCUCAUAUCAGGAGGAUUUUCGAUAAUGAUAAGGCCUGUGUAGAUGGCCAUGAUGGGCGUCUUCAUUGGUUUGGUCAUACUAAUGAGAGAAGCUUGAUUCAGAGGUGA
Molecule: messenger RNA, 1038 nt
Organism: Lactuca virosa
Lineage: Eukaryota; Viridiplantae; Streptophyta; Magnoliopsida; Asterales; Asteraceae
Source: the annotation of a GenBank genome assembly